CUCCGGUCUGAUUGGACGAAUGGAAGGCUGGGCCCUCUCCCUGCCGCUCACACCCCCUCCUCCACUCUUUCCACCUUUUAGCUGAGCGCUCCUGGCUCAGUGCUUCCUCUCGGCUCAUCUCACUUCCUGAAACACCCCCGAAGAGCCUUGCUUAUCUUGAUGGCGCUUCAUUAGCCCUCGGGGACAGGCGAAGGCGGGGUCCUUAAGCAUAUCUGUCUGGGGAACUAAGUGCCACAGCUCUUUCAGAUUCAGCCCACGUAGAAGUGUCCUCCAGGCUCUUGGAGGGAACCUGGGAUGUGUGGCCGGCAGGGGGACCAGGACUGAUUGCCCCGUGAUGGGCUCUCUCUAAGGAGAGGGGCCGUCGGAGAGAACGCCCCAACAGAGGCGAGAAGGAAUGGGUAAGCUGUGAGUCUGAGACGGCCACUGCCGCGCCUGGACCUCCAGCAGGAGCGGGCACUUGCCGGCCCACACGGAUCCUGUUUGUGCGCCUGUCACCUGCGGAGGCUCCUCAGGGGAACCAAGAUGGCUGUCAACAGCACCGACCCGCUGGUCAGAAUUUCCUACAUCACCGCGGAGGCUGUCAUCGGACUGUGCGCCAUAGUGGGCAACAUGCUGGUCAUCUGGGUGGUCAAGCUGAACCCCAGCCUGCACACCACCACCUUCUAUUUCAUCGUCUCUCUAGCCCUGGCUGAUAUCGCUGUUGGGGUGCUGGUCAUGCCUUUGGCCAUUGUCAUCAGCCUGGGCAUCACCAUCCACUUCUACAGCUGUCUUCUCAUGACCUGCCUGCUGCUGGUCUUCACACAUGCCUCCAUCCUGUUUUUGCUGGCCAUUGCUGUGGACCGGUACCUGCGGGUCAAGCUCACAAUCAGAUACAGGAGGGUCACCACUCAAAGAAGAAUAUGGUGCGCCCUGGGCCUUUGCUGGCUGCUGUCAUUCCUGGUGGGACUGACCCCCAUGUUUGGCUGGAACAACAAAACAUCCUCAGGGUUGCCCGGAAAUGUGACCCUGCUUCCUUGCAAAUUCCUCUCCGUCAUGAAGAUGGACUACAUGGUCUACUUCAGCUUCUUCUCUUGGAUUUUCAUCCCCCUCGUGGCCAUGUGCGCCAUCUACAUUGACAUCUUCUGUGUCAUCCGGAACCGACUCAACCAGAGCUCUUCGACCUCCAAAGAGACAGGUGCAUUUUAUGGGCGGGAGUUCAAGACAGCCAAGUCUCUGUUCCUCGUUCUCUUUCUGUUUGUUCUGUCCUGGCUGCCUUUAUCCAUCAUCAACUGCGUCAUCCACUUCAAGGGCGACGUGGUACCAGAAGUGGUGGUGAACUUGGGCAUCCUGCUGUCCCAUGCCAACUCCAUGAUGAACCCUGUCGUCUACGCUUUCAAAAUAAGAAAGUUCAAGGAAACCUACUUCGUGAUCCUCAAAGCCUGUAUGACCUGCCAGCCCUCUGAUUCCUUGGACUCGGACGUUGAACAGAUUUCUUAGUAGUUGUCCCUGAAAGACGACUGUCUCAUCGGUCUUCAGAUUCGACAUCAACACACACACUUUAGGCCCAGUCCCCCCGGGCCGAGGUCUUUCACAUCCUUGAUUCUUCCACGGGUGUCUCCAGGUGAUCUUCUACUACCCUCGUCCCCAAAUUUGAUUUCUUUUUUUUUGGUCUUUUAUCUCUUACUCGGUUUUCUGAUGCCUGACUUAAGGAGCAUGUUAUAUUGUUAGUAUUGCCUGUAUCCUUCCUUCUCAGACAAAAGUCACGGAAUCCAAAGGAUACCUCUUCGACUUCACAAAAGCCCCCUUCAGGCCGCGCCCCUGUGUGAUCAGGGCACAGCUCCACACCACGUAAAACUGAGCAGAGAAGCCGGCUCCCAGCAGAGGCCUGGGAGCCAGUGGGAACAGAAGGAGGGAACGCGGUUGAAGCGGGUACUUAAACUACCGAAUUCGCGUGUAAAUGUGUUUGAGUAAAUAAAAGAUGAUAGCCAC
Molecule: messenger RNA, 1968 nt
Organism: Artibeus jamaicensis (Jamaican fruit-eating bat)
Lineage: Eukaryota; Metazoa; Chordata; Mammalia; Chiroptera; Phyllostomidae
Gene: ADORA3
Product: adenosine A3 receptor
Exons: 2
Coding region: 523-1476 (317 amino acids)
Biological process (GO): G protein-coupled adenosine receptor signaling pathway
Cellular component (GO): synapse; membrane; dendrite
Molecular function (GO): G protein-coupled adenosine receptor activity
Source: RefSeq, a predicted model, not a curated record